Pararge aegeria (speckled wood butterfly) is the source of this 8082-nucleotide messenger RNA. Its product is annotated as calponin homology domain-containing protein DDB_G0272472-like. The record is from RefSeq and is a predicted model, not a curated record. Gene Ontology annotation, cellular component: microtubule cytoskeleton. The transcript has 19 exons. Gene Ontology annotation, biological process: microtubule cytoskeleton organization. The coding region runs from base 286 to 3096 and encodes 936 amino acids. NCBI's taxonomy places the organism in Eukaryota, Metazoa, Arthropoda, Insecta, Lepidoptera, Nymphalidae.
CAACACUGUUUAGCAAAGAAGCCUACGACUAACAGUAGUUUAAUGGGACUAUUUUCGUAGUUUAUUUAUUUGGAUUAGCGGUUAUUGACGCCAUCUUCAGAGAUUGUUCGCCAAACGCCACCAAUCGCCGUUCAUACGUCGCUGGCAGUGAACGGAACGAAGUGCCGUCGUAUAGAUCUCUGGCUGGUCGUGUCUGGCUGAAAAUAGUGAACGAAGUAUGAGUUUUCGAAAUAUGUUCGAAUAAAAAAGUGAACAGUGACUAGUGAGUGACUGUCAUCUAGCAAGAUGGUUGAUGACGUGAAAGAUAUUACGGAAAAAGCUGAAAGUAAAGAGGCCCUAGACCGAGCGAGACUGGCGCGUGAGCGUCGCGAGGCCGAACAGAGGAAGCGACUAGACGAGCUCAGAGCUCACGCAGCGGCCGCACAAGCCCAGAGAGAGAAACGAGACGAAGACAGGCGCAAGCGGCAGGCGGACCAGCGCGCCAGAGACGAUGACCGGCGGACACAGAAGAGAGAUGAGGAGCAGUGUCAGCGGCAUUUGGGACAGCACGCUAAAGAGGACGAUAGGCGAAUACAGGUAGAAGAACGAAAACGCGCGAUAUGGGAGGCGUCGAUCUCCCGUCGAGAGGCGCUGUUACAGCGCGAGCGCGAUCGAACAGAGCGGUUGGAACGAGCGCGAGCCGCUCGCUCGGCGCCGAGGCCUGCGUUCGCGUUCGGCUCGUCGACACCUCGCCUGCUCGAACCAGUAGACUCGGCUGGCUUCUUUUGGGCCGCGCGCAGUACCAACCCCAUAGAUCAGAUGAACUUUUUUGAAUCGCUGGCGGCAUCAACAACGAAUGUGAUGUACGCGUCUGCGCCGCUCACGAGACGCGCGUCCGCACUGCAGCUCGACUCGUCGGACACUGAUAAUAAAGACGAACCCGACCGCUCCCCGCAGCCGAUGUGGUCGUCCGUGGCCCGCAGGCGCACUGACCUGGUGCCCACGCUGCCCGCCCCCCGCGCGCCAGGUAGGGCCUACUCCAUGACGCGGCUGGACAAGAUCCCCUCGGCGCGCCCGCUGCACUCGGCCUCGCCGUCCAUGCACCACCUAAACAGGAGCCAAACCAGAUCGGGCGAGACAACGCCCGGCUCCCGGCCCGGCAGCGCGAUGUCGAACGCGACUGGCGUGGUACGGAGGGCUUCAUCCGCACCUCGGAAGCCGCGGCCCGCCUCUAUAGCCGGUACGGGUGUUAACACGCCGCGAGGUCCAGACACAGGAGCGAACAGUGUUUCCACAACGCCAUCUGUGUCGCGGGAUGCGACCACGGUGAUUAGCAGGCCGGCGACCACGCCGCGUCGUCCGAGACCUUUGUCGCUGCACGUGUCGUCCAAACCAGCUACACCGGUCGCUCCAGGCGAAGGCAAACCGCCGCUACACAGAAAGCCAAAGCCAUCCAAAGAUCAUGAUAAGUCACGCGGCAAGUCGCUGUCAGCAUCCCCGGGUCGCACGCUGUCUCCGUCGCCGGGAGUCUCUAAGGAUCCCAGCGUUGAUAAGGAGAUACCGAAGAGCGUACCACAACCGGUGCUGGUUAAAAACCAAGUGAACGCCAUCGAGGUGACGCAGAAACUGGAAGCGUUGCGAAUCGAUGACCGACAGCAAAUAAGCGAAAUUAAAGAGUCUGCAGAGGUUAAGCCCGAAACGAAUAACGAACAGAAGGUAGAUAAGAAACCAAUAGACGUACAGAAGCGAGUCGAGAAGGAGACAGAAGAGAUACAGAAGCCAACCGAGAAGCCGACAGAAGAGAAACGAGAAGAGAAGAAGGAGUCGUCGGUGGAAAAGACUGAAGAUAACGAAAUGACCGCAUCAAUGGUUGCCCGUCGUAUAACGACCGAGGUGGAGGCGAAAGCGGCCCUCGCUGAGAGGAGAAGACGUGCCAGAGAGGAACUAGAAAAACAGGCAGAACUUGAGAGGCAGCGAUUGCAACGUGAAGCAGAAGAAGAAGCAGAAAGGCAACGUCAAGAAGAAGAAAGACAGAGGCGCGAAGAAAUUGAAGCGAGAGAACUUGCCGCCUUGCAGCGGAAAAUGGAAGAAGAGAAACUAAGGAAGGCCAUUGAGGCACAACAGCAAUUCGAAAAAGAAGAAGCCGAGCGUCGCGUGAGAGAAGAAGAAGAAAAGAAAUUAAAGGUCAAGGAAGAAGAAGAAAGGCGGAAAGCGGCCGACGAGGCGGAGAAAUUGAAACGAGAAGAGGCGGAGAAGGAAGAACGUGAACGACUCGCUAGAAAGCAGAGAGUAGAAGCUAUUAUGGCAAGAACGCGCUUGAAGAAGCAAGCGGAAGAAGAAAAGAAAAAUCAAGAAACAACGCAACAUCAAAAUCAAACAGCCCCUGAAAAUAACACAGCAGCAGAACCAACCAAGGAUAAUGUAGAUAGUGCUACAACAAAUGAAAAUGGAUCAUCCCUAAACAACAAUACAGAGAAUUCUAAAAGUGCAACACUAGAAACGAAAAUGGAAAGUGUAACACUUGAAACGAACGCCGAUAGUGCACUUGUAAAUACAGCGCAAGAAAGUGCGCCCCUAGUGAAUUUCGCACAAGAUAGUGCGAAGUCUGAAAAUAAUGUGUCGCUCUUUAGUGAUGAUAGUGCAAAGUCGGAUGUAGUCGGUAGUUUAGAGAGUGCAUCGUCAGUCAGUGAUAGUGCGUCCAUAGUGACUGUUAGAGAGAACGUGAAUGUGAAUUUGCCGGUGUCAGUGGAAAUCGCGGUGGAUAACAGCAACGGCAAUAUGCAGACGUCGGAUUUGUUGCAGCUUGCCCCUAGUCAGCCUGAAGAUACAAAAAGCCAGUCACCGGCCCCCCUUGAGCCUGUGACCAACAACGGUAACAUCACUGCCGACCUGCUUGGACUGUCCCAACAACAUGAGACGAAGGACAAACAAGAGGAGCAGACUACAAAAAUGGACAACACGCCAAUAUUGGAAGCCAACAACGGCAAUCCCAACGUUGGCCACAUAUCCGCCAACUUCAUACAAACUGAACGCAUGGCCGAGGUGAACAACAAGCUCGACGACUUCACGACGCACAACGGACACAACCAUCCGCUGACGCUGCAGAACGCGAUCUAGCUGGGCCACGACCUCGUCGCGGGAGCGGUAGCUUAACGCCCGGGCCACAGCCUUGUUGCGUGAGCGACACGUUACAAAAACAAAUGUAUAGAAACAAGUUGACGCAACUCCAUAAGAUAUGCUAUUUUAAUUUUCAUAUUGCGUAUUCUUGGUCCGUGUAAAAAGUUAAAUGAGACGAUCUUGACAGUCAAUCCACUUUAUCUGUAUUUUUUUAAAUGAAAAAAUUGUGGAAAAUAUGAAUAAUAAACGUAACGGUAUUCGAGCGGGCGUAUUGCUCUGUUGCAUAAUAUAUUUAACCAGAUGUCAAAAGUAUAUAUAUGCUCCAAAAUAUAUUCAGUAACAUAUAAUGCAUGCUUUAAACGCAAGAUGAAAAAGUAAUAGUUGGAAGGGUUUUUCUCUACACAUUUGCUGUUGAGCGUGUUUCAGCCGAGAGCUGUGGCCUUGGGGUAUAGCGAUGCGGAAUGCGACAAAAAAAUGUAUAGAAAUAUAGCUGGCCACGACACAUCGCGUCACUUGUAGCAUCGCGAAAGCCGUGGCCCUCGGGUAAGGGUCGGUUACUAAUUUACAUUGAACCCUGUGUAAAGUUUCGAUAAGGCCGGCCGCCUAUUGGAUGAGAUUGUGUUGAGAAAAAAAAAGUUUUAAAAUAUGAAUUAGUACGCAAGCUUGUUUUAACCAUUGUAUGCCCGACUUUAACUUUUUUGCGCGGUAAGAACUGUAUGUGUUUCUUAAUUAUUUCGUUCGCGUGACGCGACGUCAGUUAGAUUGGUAUACCUAGUGCAGGGCUUAGGGCACGCAAGGCUGCUGUAAGAAUGGUAGGCUAUUACAAAUAUUAAAAAAAAAAUCGUUCUUUAUUCGAGCUUGUUUAAGUCGGUGUAUGCCCGACUAGACAUUAACCUGUCCAGGGUACUUAUAAUUGGGCUUGUUUGCGAGCUAUGUUGCAUUUUACACUGGCGGGAUGCAAUGGGUUCCGGGAGAGAGCUUGAGAUGAUACCCCCAGGUGUAACCACUUCAGAACGAACGGGUCUUUACUGGUUUCUGGGAACCUGAUGCAGUGGUAAGCGAGUGUGGUCUCAUAAAUGGAGAUUACUGGUUCGAUCCCCAGAGCGGCCCAUUUGGCUUUCAUGAUUAUUAUUUUUUUUUCGAUUUGGUGGAUCACUUCGGCCACAAACACAAACAAAAGCCUCUAUCUAGUUACCACCUUACCGGUUUCACGCCAAGGUUUAGCGUUCCGGUACGAUGAUGAUAGGAACUGAUUGAGGUGCGAUAGCCAAGCUCGUCAGCCCGCUACUGUCAUAGACUGCAUCAGCACUUACCGCCAGGUGGGAUUGUAAUUAAGAGUAGAGAUUGAAAAAAAGGUUUCUGCACAGAUGUCCCGAUAAAGAUAAUAAUAAAAGAGAGAAAAAAAAACUACAUAUCUCGAAGGCAAUAAAUAGUUUUUAUCGUAUUUACGGACCCAGUUUAAUAGAGAUUCGCGUACAGCGUAAUUGGCACCAAUGUACAAGUUUGUUUACAUUCUGAAUCCCAUCUCGCUGGCUGUUGUUUAAAAAUUCGUAUCCAAUAUGCUGCCGGCCUUAUUACUAAAGGAUAAGGAUCAAUUUAGAUUGGCACUCUCAGCUUGCAUAUUGGCUAGGUAAGACUCAAGUUGGUCCAAGACUGUAUGUGGCCGCACUGUUAGAAUGUUAUAACACUAUCAUAUACUUAUCAUUUAUGUACGAUAGCUUUUUAUUACCAUGAAAUUUAAAUAUUUUUAUUCAUUUAAUAUCUCUAUCAAGGUCAUAUGUUUACGUAUGAAUACCGAUCGCUAGUCAAGGUUAGAUAGUAAAACCAGAACAGGAGUUUUUUUUUAUCUUUAUCACCAAAGUGUCCAGAAGUGAAGUCCAGGAUUUUCUCCCUACGUUUGCUUAAUCAAUGGCGAAGUCGAAUGUUAUCUACGAAAUAUAUUGUCUCCUAGUUGCGCAAUCUAGAUACAAAACUUGGAUACAGCGUUACCUUAUUAAUAGUUGUUAAUUUUCAUGCGACCGAAUAAGUGAAUGUAGAUAGACAAUCUCGCACUAGGCUCUUGAACUGAAUGAAAAUAUUCAAAAGACGCACGUUUUCUCGAAAACCGUGUUAGAAACGCGCUUAUAUAAUUUCAGGAGUUUCAGGAGUGAUUAUUCAAUAGAAAACAUACUAUGGACGUACUUUUUUAUUUCCAAAUGUAAUAUCGGUCCAAUUACUGAAAAUGCGAUUAAAGUUGUUAUGUCAAGGUCAUCCACAAAAGAUGGACAGUUUAAUGAAGUAAUUCAUCAUUUUCGGUGUGUUAAAAUAAACACACGUCUUAAAUAAGACAUUUCACGCCUUUGUCGAACUAAGCUCUCGAGGAUAACUGGAAGUUUUUUAUAAAAACCUACUUAUUUUAUUUUUUUAUUGGUAGGUUUGCUUAGUUCUCAAAUUUUCUGGGAAAAAUUCCCAAAAAAAAAAAAAACAUACAUAAGCGUGAGGCCACACUGAUGAAAUGUCGCGUAAAUAAGUCAGCUGAUAUAUUUUUAACAUAAAUGACAGGGAAAAUAAAAUUCAGUUACGUUUUUUAAAAAUUGCUUGCAUGAAGCAAGAAUAGAUAUGGGGUGUAAGACUAGUGAGCAAUGCAUUUAUAUAAGUAAACUCAUGAUAUUAAAUUAAAUGCCAUGCAUUUUACGACUGAUUUGUAUCUCAAGAUUAGAAUACUACCCGAUAUUCUAAGUUUUAUAACAGAUAAUCAGACAAAGUUAAGCGAAAACGUUUUAACCCAGAAAUCCACCCAGCUUCGACACCUUGAAUUAUUUCAGAUAUAAAAAUAUAUUUGAGCGAAGGCAAUGAGCCUUGGUCGUAAUAGGAUAGCAUUCGGGGACUCCCGGAAUCUAAAGAAUUACGAAAUUACUUUUUAGAUGUAUAAAAAAACAAUAAAAAAAACAUGUGGCUAGUAACACAGUGAUAAGCUAAUUUACAAGUGAUAUUAAUUUGCUGAUAUUUUUACAUAUGAAUAUACACGCUGAACUAUGAACAUAUCACCGCUUGUGGGGUCCCAUCCAACAAUGAAAACGAUUAAUUGUGGAUAGAAACGUUUUCGCAUAUCUAUGGCCUAUUUAUAGUGUGAUGAUUUGUGAUUCGAAGUCGCUUAGAAACGUCUCGUAAAACAACCAAGAAACAAUAGAAAGCAACGCUCAGUUUAAUACGAAAGGUGCCUUCGAUAUUGUCCUAUUAUUUAAAAAAAAACGGUGCUAAUUAGGUGUUGGAAUUUGAAAUUUAAUUUCAAGGCAGAAGAGUACAAAUUGAAUGUAUUUUACGGCGGUUAUAGGUUAGGAGUCAGUCGUCAAUGAAUUAUCACUUCUGCAUUUUCACGUCCUAGCCAAUAUGUACGCAUCGAGAAGGGUGUUGUUUUUUUCUCUACUGUCAACUAUUCGCACAGAUUUUGAUUGGUAUUCCAUACAUUGUUAUAAUAAAAAAUUAUUCGAUAUAAUUGAUCAAUAGAAUAGAUUUUGUUGUUUUAAUCGAAUGUUUCAUCCAUCACGAAAGAUAGGUCUGGCGAAUAGUUGACAUUACUGAGAUAGGGUUGGCACAUAAUAUAAUAAUAAUAAAUAAAAUAUUUAAUAAUAAUUACUGCAUUUAUAUCGCAAAUCCACGAUUUAUGAAAUAAUAAUAAAAUGUCUAGCUUUUUUGUUCCGCUAAAUUAAUGUAAGCGAAUAUAAAUUAAUAUAAAAAAAAAAGAAAAUUAUUAUUAUUGUCGCUUAACGUUCCUCAUGUUUGAUGUGUGAGAGAAAAAUAAUAUUUUCAUAUAAAAUUAAACAAUAACAAUAAAUGUUCAUUGCGUAGUUGGACUUAAGAAAGGGGUUUAUCAUUUCAUUAUCCAAGGGAUAGUUCAAGAGCCGUCGUUAAAAUGAAUAACCCGGCUUUUAUGUUUGUGAAAGAUUUACAAACAUAACGCUGAACUUAAAUGUGACCAUUUUGGUCGCGCGGUUUAUUACGCUAUCGUUGAUGUGACGAUGUUAUGAGUUAAGAAAGGGCACAGUCUUUUUGAAUCGUCAUGCUAACAUUGAUAUGAACGUAUACGAAUUGAAUAUACCAAUAGUUAGGACCUAUACCUAUUUAUCUGGUACAUUCAAUAAGUAUAGAACAAUCUAGCAAUGCGAAUAUCCUAUCCAAGCAAGGCGAUAAAAUUAAGAUCGGUUACUUGAUCGCUGUUACAAUUUAGAUGUUUGAAUCAAUGGUAUUUUUUUUCUUGUGGACUCUUGGACUAUUCAUCAACUUUGAACGUCAUUAAUAGGUUGUGUAUAGGAACGCUGUGCUAAACAGUGUGUAUUACAAUAAUUAUUUAAAUUAAGUUUUAUUUAUUGUGAUGUUUUUAUUAUUAUUAUUAUUAAAAUAAUAAUUUUGGCUUUAGACAUGUUUAUUUGUGAUUUUCAACAUGGAAGUUAUAUAACUUAUAACAUAGACAAAGGGUAGAUUGUACACCAAAAAUGUGUGAAAAAGACGACAUUUAAAAUUAUGUGGAUUAUCCAAUAUUUUAAAAUGAAAAAGAAAGAAAUUGAAUUAUAGCGUGCAAUAGAUUUGCUUUUUUUGCUCGUCGUUUUAGAUGGCGCAGCAACUAUUUUGAUGAAUAUAUGUAAUGGUGUUCACACACAUGCUUUACAUUAAGUUAUAUAACAUUACAAUAUUGCGAAGUUAUGAAUUGUUACCAUGUUAUAUCACGUUAUAUAUGAACAAUAAAUAUUAUUAAGACAUUUUGAAACAAAAUGUUACAAUGAGUUAAUUAAUGCUAUUUCCUUAUAUAAGUUUUGUGUGGGAGCGCCAUUAUGUAGUAUACAGUUAAACGAAGUCACGGACAAAAUGCUAGUAAGAAAUGUUAGUCUCGUUUUUAAAAUGUACCUAUAACUAAUAUCUGAAUAAGACUUAUUUAGCUUUGAAAUACUAGGCAAGUAUGAAAACUGUACUGUUUAUAGACCUAAAUAAAGAAUUGCAUAUUUAAGACGA